AUGAAUAAUUCUACAACUGAAAAUAAUUUCACCAUAACACGAUCAUAUUUUGAAUUUCAUGCACGUUUUGGGCUGGAACGUUUAUGGAUAACAAUUAUUAUACUUAGUUUAUUAAUUUUAUGCACAGUCAUUGGAAAUGUUUUUGUUGUAGCAGCAAUUCUGCUGGAAAAACAUUUACAAGUGACUGACUUGUUUAUUCCGAAUUACUGA
Messenger RNA from Schistosoma turkestanicum, 210 nucleotides. The record is from the annotation of a GenBank genome assembly. Lineage: Eukaryota; Metazoa; Platyhelminthes; Trematoda; Strigeidida; Schistosomatidae.